AUGUCGCGGCUUGCGGGCAAGAUGCCCAAGCUGGCGACAGCUCCCGGAGCCCGGCCAUCCUCCUUCCCCUCUAUGCGCCCCAGCAGAACCACCAGCACACCGUUACAAUUCCGCCGCCUCGAGUCAACACAGCGCUUCAGCCCCCCUCCCUCCUCUACUUCCUCCUCCACCACCACCAAGAAACCCUCCAGCGGCCCCUCCUUCAAGGGCCAACUCACACAGUCCAUCACCAAGCGCAUCCAGCGCGAAAGAGAUGAUCUCAAACGCCUCUCCCACAUGCGCCCCCAAAACAGCCUGGGCAGGAUGAUGGGCAUGACCUUUGUCCUCUUCACCGUCGGCGCAAUCUCCUACUGGUGCGGCCUCAAAUACCCCAAAGAAGCCGACCCGGCCUCCACCCUCCCCCUGGCAGCCACCAAACCCCCCAAGCACAACCUCAACCCCGCCCACCUCGAGGCCGCCUGGUCCGACUUUGUCGCCAUCGUCGGCAAGGAAAACGUCUCGACCGCGGACGACGUCAUCUCCCAGCACGCCACCUCGGAGUGGUCCACCCACCGCGCUGCCGACGACCAGAAGCCCUUUUGCGUCGUUUACCCCGCCACAACCGAGGAGGUGUCCGAGUUGAUGAAGGUGUGCCAUUACAGACGGAUUCCCGUGGUGGGAUACUCUGGGGGGACGAGUCUGGAAGGGCAUUAUACCCCGACUAGAUCAGGGAUAUGCAUUGAUUUCUCAAGGAUGAACAAGGUGCUCUCGUUGCACAAGGAUGACUUGGACGUGGUUGUCCAGCCUGGUGUAGGGUGGGAGGAUCUGAACGAGAUGCUCGCGGAGCAAAAUUUGUUUUUCCCGCCUGAUCCAGGGCCGGGGGCGCAGAUUGGGGGGAUGAUUGGGACUGGAUGCUCGGGCACAAACGCGUACAGGUACGGGACGAUGAGGGAGUGGGUUUUGAGUCUUACGGUUGUCAUGGCCGACGGGACAGUCAUCAAGACGAGACAGAGACCAAGAAAGAGUUCGGCGGGGUAUGAUUUGACGAGGCUGUUUAUCGGUAGUGAGGGCACACUGGGUUUGGUGACGGAGGCGACGCUCAAGGUUACGGUUAAACCUGCUAGUGAAUCCGUCGCUGUGGCAUCGUUUGGGUCCAUCAGAGAAGCGGCCAACUGUGUCGCCAAGGUGGUAGGGGAGGGUGUCCCCGUUGCUGCGGUAGAGAUUCUAGAUGACGACCAGAUGAGGUUCAUCAACCAAGCUGGCGCUACGUCCAGAAGCUGGAAGGAGGCGCCCACUAUUUUCUUCAAAUUCACCGGUACCCCCUCGGGGGUAAAAGAGCAGGUGGCCAUCGUCCAAAAGAUCACCAAGGGCAGCGGCGGCAAGUCGUUUGACUUUGCCAAGGACGAGCAGGAACGGGUCGAGCUCUGGAGCGCGAGGAAGGAGGCGCUCUGGAGCACCAUGGCGGUGAAGAAGCCCGGGGACCGGGUGUGGACGGGGGACGUGGCUGUCCCGAUGAGCAGGCUGCCGGACAUUAUUGACCAGACGAAGCAGGAUCUGGGACGGUCGGGGUUGAAGAGCUCGAUUGUGGGACAUGUCGGGGAUGGGAACUUCCAUAUUAUCUUGUUGUACUCGGAUGCGGAGAGGAAGUUGGCCGAGGAGUGUGUUCAUCGGAUGGUGAAGAGGGCUGUGGAGAUGGAGGGGACUGUGACUGGCGAGCAUGGUGUUGGGCUUGUCAAGAGGGAUUACCUCCCUCAUGAGCUGGGAGAGAGCACAGUUGAUGCUAUGAGAAAGAUCAAGACGGCAUUCGACCCCCUCUGCCUUCUCAAUUGCGAUAAAGUCGUGCGCGUCGAGAAGCCAGCGAGAGGGGAGGUUUCUGAAUGGUAA
This is a messenger RNA of Podospora anserina S mat+, 1863 nucleotides long. RefSeq lists its product as uncharacterized. The record is from RefSeq and is a predicted model, not a curated record. The transcript is spliced from 4 exons. Gene Ontology annotation, molecular function: FAD binding; D-lactate dehydrogenase (NAD+) activity; D-lactate dehydrogenase (cytochrome) activity. The coding region runs from base 1 to 1863 and encodes 620 amino acids. Gene Ontology annotation, cellular component: mitochondrion. Lineage: Eukaryota; Fungi; Ascomycota; Sordariomycetes; Sordariales; Podosporaceae. Gene Ontology annotation, biological process: lactate catabolic process.